AUGGGAAAUUCUAUCGAAGCCCUCUCAAAAGAAGAAAUAAGCGAAGUUGAUUGGGACUCCCUUUCGCUAGAUUCUCUUUAUUUCUCUUUAAACCCUGACCUUCUGCAAUCUGAAGCUGCAAGAAAUCUUUACAAAUCUGCCUGCAUAAAUUCCCCAAGAUCAGGAGUUGUUUGGAUUUUGACAAAAAAGCUGAUAGACUCCUUCAAUGAAAAACUCCUCCCAAUUAACCUAAUGCUUCUCCUCAAGCAUUUCUUUGCUUUUUUAUACUCAGAAGGAAUUCCUUAUCAAUUCUUAUUCCAAGACACAUCUUCUAAAAGUCAAGAAGCCUAUAAUAGUUCAUUUCAUCGGCUAGUCCCAUGCAUGUUUUACUUCAAAUCACACUGCAAAACAGUUUAUGUUAGUGUUCCUCAAUCGCCGGACUAUAAUAAAGCUAUUGAGCAAGCACAUCUUCUAGAUACAAUAAAAGUGCAUUUUCAAGAAGUCACUGACUACCUUAUGAGCAAAAAUGAAAGAAUUUAUUUGGUAGAUGAUUCAAGAAAAAGCAUUGAUAUUGAUAGCAUUUAUAAGCAUUACACUGAAAACUCAGACGAAGAUAGCUUGAAAGACCCGUUUAAGCCGCAAACCAAAGUAUUUUCCAUAUUCAAAGCAAAUAUCGAAACUGCGGAAUGCGACUUGACUUCUCCUAUGAAUUGGUUUUUGAAUGAGCUGGUCACCAAAAUUACCCUCCUAAAUCCUUUGAAAGAUAUACAGAAAAUUGGGACUGGAAUUGAACUAUUGCUGACAAUGAUGUCUAGCCAACUUUAUUAUAUGGACAAGCCUAUUGAAAGGAUUAAUUAUGAAUGUUUUAAAGCGUCACCUGUAGUGGACUUGCUAAUGAAUUCACAACAAAGUAUUUGCCAGCAGUUUUCUUGGAAACUUUUAGAAGUGAUAAAGCACCAUUGAAAAUCUGAAAAACCUAGCCCAGGCUUUCUUUCCGUAUUUUAUAAUACAAAUUCACGUGAAAAUAGAGAGCAAGAGUGCUUAUUUUUGGCUCCCAAAUAUGCCUUAGCUUUGACGAUUUUAUUACAAAAUUAUUCACGUCUUGAAAACCCAUUUUUGAUUAAAAACUGAAAUAUCGAGUGGGAAGAAAUCACCGAGCUCUUAAUCGAGUAAUUUUUAUCUAGAAACAUUGACAAUUCCCAAUUUCUUUUAUUGUUUUACAAUUUGCUAGCAAAUAAUCCCAGCUUUCACGCCCACCUCGUUUCUAAGUCAGAGCCUGAGCGAUUUUUAGAGCCCAUGGUAAAAUUUCUUUAUACAGAAACUGCUUUUACAGUAAAAUGCAGCUUAGUUUUGAUUAUCAUUUUGCUUCUAUCAAGCGAUAAAAUUUUCUUGAAAUUUAUCAAUAGCAGUAUCCAGCUUCAACAAAUUUCUUGACUGCAAAAUUACAGAAUUGAAUCCAUGAGCCUUGGGUCUUGUCUGUUUUUGGGAAUUUUAAGGAAAUUUCGAGAAAAUUUGAGGAGUUCUAAGAAUGAGUUAGUUGCUCUUAUUAUUCAGAUUAUCGAGAACUCGCUUUAAUUUUCGGUUUCUUUGCCCGCUUGCCAGUGGCUUACGCUGGGGAAUCGUCCCGAUUGGCUAAGACGAAUGCCAUUGGCUUUGACUGAAGACCCCUUUCCAACUUCCAGACCUAUUUCCCACUGAGGAAAAAACUUUUCAUUUGAGCAAAUAAUGCAGUUGGCCAGCCCUACUAAGAAAACUAUCUCGGAUGCACAUUCCCGAACGCCAUCCUCCUUUCCCCAGGUCCCUGCGCAGCCUGUGAGAUGCCAAUAGAAGGAGUUAAGAGGGUGGUUUGUCGUUUUAAUAUAUACUCUAAGAAUGAAUACUUAUAUGUGAUUUCUUCAAGCUGCUUCUAUAAUAUUGCUGAGUCUUCUACUAAUCUUCAUGAGUUAGUGUGCAUGGACUAUUUAUCAUUAGUAAAGGCUGUCUAUAAUAAAUACACAAACUUGAAAAACAAUGAAAAACCUCCAGAAGAUAUACAAGGCUGUGUCGAAAUUCUGAAUUUAUUAAUUGAAAUUUUGGCAAAAAUCUUGGUUUUCAAUUACAACUCUAACCCUUUUUUGAUUUAUUCAAUAUUACACCAAGCAGAGCUGAUUGAAAAUAUAAAAGAAGCAAACAUCAUCAAUAAGAACAUUGAUAUUAUUAAAGGUGUUAUAGAUUUCUUUCUACCUAAAAUAAAUAGUGAUGAAAAUAUAAUUUUGGUUAUCAUGAGUUACUCUAAAACGUUCAAAAUCAAUAGAGAAAUUGAACUCCAAACAUUUGAUGGAGCACUCAAUGUAGAAUUCUUUGAGGAAAAAACAAAGUGGGAGGAAUGCAUGAUACCAUUUAUAUGGGCUGAUACAAGUAAAUUUUUGUCUCUACCAAACAAAGAGAGAAUUUUGCUGUUUAAGUGUGAAGAUGGGCUUUAA
This is a messenger RNA of Blepharisma stoltei, 2441 nucleotides long. Lineage: Eukaryota; Ciliophora; Heterotrichea; Heterotrichida; Blepharismidae. The record is from the annotation of a GenBank genome assembly.